CCGCCAUUCUUGCUUACCUUCACUCACCCACAAACCCAAAAAAAUAACAAAGUUCCACCACCACCUCUCUCUCUCUCUCUCUCUCUCUCACAAUCCAUGGCAUUUCAUUCCCUCCUCCUAUUCUCUCUUAUAUUCUCCUUCCUAACCCAAACACACUCCCGCCUCACCCCAAACUACUACGACAAAACAUGUCCCGACUUCGAAAAAAUCGUCCGUCAAGUCGUCACCGACAAGCAGCUCGCCUCCCCCACCACCGCCGCCGCCACCCUCCGCCUCUUCUUCCACGACUGCAUGGUCGAGGGCUGCGACGCCUCCAUUCUCAUCGCCUCCAACUCCUUCAACAAAGCCGAGCGCGACUCCGACAUCAACCUCUCCCUCGCCGGCGACGGCUUCGACGUCAUCACCCGUAUCAAGACCAACCUCGAGCUCACGUGCCCCGGCAUCGUUUCCUGCGCCGACAUCCUCGUCGCCGCCACCCGCAACCUCAUCAACAUGGUCGGCGGGCCCUACUACCCCGUCCGCUUCGGCCGCAAAGACGGCUUCGUCUCAAGAGCCGAAGCCGUCGAAGGUAACCUCGCCAGGGCCAACAUGUCCUUGUCCCAGAUCAUCAACCUCUUCGCCGGUCGGAGACUCAACGUCCAGGAAAUGGUCGCCCUCGCUGGGUCCCACACCAUCGGAUUCUCCCACUGCAAGGAGUUCAGUAAUAGGCUCUUCAAGUUCAGCCCUACCUCCGAGUACGACCCGUCGUACAACCCCCAGUUCGCCGAGGGGCUCAGGAAGCUCUGCGCCAACUACACCCAGGACCCGCAGAUGUCGGCCUUCAACGACGUCAUGACACCUGGCAAGUUCGACAACAUGUACUUUAGAAACUUGCAGAGGGGGCUAGGGUUGUUGCCUUCCGACCAGGCCAUGGCGGUGGACAGGAGGACGAGGCCGCUCGUCGACCUCUACGCGGCGAACCAGACCAGGUGGUUCGACGAUUUUUCUCGCGCUAUGGAGAAGGUUAGCCUUUAUAAUGUUAAGAUGGGAAGGAAGGGAGAGGUCCGGCGGAGAUGUGAUGCCUUCAACAAUCUCAAAACAUAGGGAAGAACGAGAAACUGCAGAGACAUUACAGAGAUGGUGUUUAAGGUCAUGGACAUGUAAUCACUUUUAUCGUAAGGUUUAGAGAAACAAUAUGUAUAUUGAAGAUAGCUAGCUCCUAAUCUUGCAAGCAAUUGUGGGUAAUGACCUUUCGAGAAAAUCUACGGUAAGACAAUUGAGUUUUCAUGCAAAAGAAGCAAGAACCGAGCAGAUCGAAAAAACUUCAUGGUUCUUCAGAUAAAUUCUUCUAAUUUACAUAUACAGAUCAAUACAAAUGCGGGGAGGUAAAGGAACACGUGGAUAAAAAUGCAGCAUACUUGAUCAAAAAAGAAUAACAAGGGGCAUUACAAUAAAUAAAGAAUUUUACAAUAACAAUGAGCUGUUGUAAACUUUGCCAUGCCAGAGUAA
This is a messenger RNA of Rosa chinensis, 1488 nucleotides long. RefSeq names its product peroxidase 6. Gene Ontology annotation, molecular function: peroxidase activity; heme binding. The coding region runs from base 97 to 1083 and encodes 328 amino acids. Lineage: Eukaryota; Viridiplantae; Streptophyta; Magnoliopsida; Rosales; Rosaceae. Gene Ontology annotation, biological process: hydrogen peroxide catabolic process; response to oxidative stress. The record is from RefSeq and is a predicted model, not a curated record. The transcript has a single exon.